Messenger RNA from Phycodurus eques (leafy seadragon), 2139 nucleotides. RefSeq names its product somatomedin-B and thrombospondin type-1 domain-containing protein. The transcript is spliced from 5 exons. Lineage: Eukaryota; Metazoa; Chordata; Actinopteri; Syngnathiformes; Syngnathidae. The record is from RefSeq and is a predicted model, not a curated record. Bases 138 to 935 code for a protein of 265 amino acids.
AUUGUCAGCCAUCCCGGAGCAGCACCAUGCUGUGCGGCGCUUUAGUGUAGCAAGACCCUCGAGGAAACUCUUUCCCAAACACUUUUAAGCCCCAACCCAGACUGCAGCGCAAAGCGGCCGCGUGGAGCACCUCGGUCAUGGGCGCGCACCAACGGAGCUCCGCGCGUCUCGGCUCGGUCCUGUCACUGUGCGGAUGUUUGGCCUUGCUGUGCGGGGUGACGGUGCCGCGGGUGGAGGCCGGCUGCCGGGAGAGGGACAGCCCCAACUGCUGCACCGGCAGGAACAACGACUGCUUCGAGUACACGCGGAGGAAGACUCUGUGCUACUGCGACACGUACUGUCAGAAGACCAGAGACUGCUGCGACGACUACCAGAGCGUGUGCCAAAUAUCCGCAGCCAUCGACUGCGUGGUGGGUUCAUGGGGUCCCUGGUCAUCAUGCACGUCUGCUUGUGGAGUGGGCAGCACCGAAAGGAGUCGCCAAGUGUCUGUCCCUCCCAGAAAUGGGGGGAUGCCCUGCCUGGACCUCAAACAGCGCCGCGGGUGCUUCGGAAACAACGAAAUAUGCAGUUCGGCGAAAGAGGUGGCGAAGAUCCUUCCGGAUUCCUUCAAGAGGAACUUUAAGGACCCUUGGAGGAGGCCUCACAUGCUGAUGAAGGAGGAGAAGGCCAGCUACUGUGUGUAUUUGAGGGUAAAACAAGUGAGUGCGGCCUGCAAACUGAAACUGUGGAGUGCCCAGUUGGUGAGAGAGAGACUGGUGUGCGCGGAGUGCCAGAGUGAUGCCAUGUCCAAGUCAGACCGAUGCGGAGGAGACGGCCUGGAAGCCACCAGAACCUUCUGGUCAGCAGCGUCCGCCAUAGGCUGUCACGGGUCGUGGGUGCGAGAGUCGUCUUCCGAAGGCUGCCGAUGUCCCCCUUACUCUGUCCUCUUUGUGUGAGCAGCCAUGUGUCCAGCACACGUCCAAGUAGACGGACCGCAUUGUCCUCGAGUGCUCCUGCAAAAGCGAGCAGAGCCCUGCCAGUCAAGCCCUCACAUCCAGAAUUCCUGGAUGGGUUUACUCAAGGAGAUCAGCAGCAUCCUGCCACUUUUAUUUUUAUUUUCCACCUCAUACUCUGUACUGUAUUACUUACUACGCACGCAGCUAACCUUGCAGAUAACUUUUCAAAUUUUACUCCCACCUUGUUAUACUUUUUGUCCUCCAAAGCACAGCAACUUCCGUUUGUAUUUUUACCUCUCUGCUAUCUACCUCCAUAAAUGCAAGUGCGUUUUGAUAAUGCGUCAAGUAUAAAUAUGCAAAAAUAUAUAUAUAUAUAUAUUAUUUAGCUUUAUACAUUUUCUACUCUUGAUUGACUCUUGACACGUGUUUGUAACUAGAUGUUUUUACACCAAACAGCGGUGGCUGCGCUCCGUUUAAGCCCCGAUUCAAAGGCUCUGAAAUGCCCCGAUGAGUUGGAGAUUCUUCAAACUGCUUCUUUGCCGAACGUUUUUUUUUUUUUUUUUUUCUCCAUGUCAGUACAGUGGAACCUCUAAAGUUGUAUAACUCGGAAUUCUGCACAAAUGUUCAUUAUAAAUACACCUAAAAUGAAAAAGAGAAUGUUUGAUAAUGACAAGCACAAUGCUCACAGGCAUAUAUUCUUUUAUCCUCUACGAAGAACGACAAAAUAUUUUGCCGCUUUAAAAUACAUUUUUAGUUCAUCUUAAAUCAGAUAUACUGUAUGGUUUUGCAUGUAAUGUGAUUUUUCUCUCUCGUAAUAUUACACCUUAAAAUAGUUAGUUUUUAUUGACUAUCAUGACUAUAUUUUUGUAAUUUGCACUCCACCCCCCCCCCCCCCCCCCCCCCUACACACACACAAAAUUACAAAUUUAGUCCUAUAAUAAUUUUAAUUGCGGCCUUAAUACUGUUUUGUGCAUCUUUCAUCUCAACAUAUUUUUCUCAUUUUUCAAGCUAUAACUGUGGUUAGAUUAUUUUUUUACACCUGUGUGACAGUGAAGAAUGUUAAAAUGGAAAAACCUAAAUAUGAACAGAAGUCGAAACACAUCGUAUUUGAAUAUAGAGGUUCCAUUGUAUUCUGUUCACCUAAAAGAAAAAAAAAAAAACAACGAACAAAAAAACAAGUAUAAGCAGUGAUUUCUCAGGUGCU